AUGGGACAGAUUCACACAGUACCUCACAAGUUCAACGAGCUUACCCUGUUCAUUUCGAAACGUAAUCCACAAAUCAGCCUAGCAGUCCUAAUUUCCUAUGAGCUACACGAAUUGCUUGAUGACGUGAGGGAGGGCAAUGAUGACUUCGCAAAACUUGAUCGAAAUAUCAUAGCUGCAGUGAAAGAAGGGAUGAAGAAAUAUGAAAAGUACUAUUUCAUUAUGGACGACUGCGAUACCUACUCCACUGCCCUCGUCUUGGAUCCCCGAGUCAAAAGUGAAAUGGUCUUACGGGAACUUCAAGAUGGCAAUGCAGGGACAGUGAUUCUGGAAAUGAUCCGCACCAAUCUCCAUCAGGUAUACGCGACUAGCAACCUGGAGCACUAUGCCGCUGCAUCACAGUCGUCUUCCCCGAAGCAUAGUGAUGUGGAGUCUAGAAUGCUGAAGGAGUUGCAGGCGCGAGAUCCACCGCUCUCAGAUAUUGAUAAGUACUUCGAUACCCCUCCGAUCAGUUUCGCAGACACCACCGGCCAGAACUGGCUCUGGAGUUGGUGGAAGAUGUACAAGGGCGAGUAUCCGCGGAUGGCAGUAGCAGCCAGGGACUACCUAGCGAUUCCGGCUUCUGAAGUUGCUGUUGAGAGUGUGUUUAGCACAGCGAGGAAUGUGCUAGGCAUCCGGAGAUAUUCUUUGAAAGGGGAUACCAUAAAAAUGCUGAUGUUAAUUCGCAACGGUUAUAAGUGGUAG
Penicillium odoratum is the source of this 741-nucleotide messenger RNA. RefSeq names its product hAT family dimerization domain-containing protein. The transcript has a single exon. Bases 1 to 741 code for a protein of 246 amino acids. NCBI's taxonomy places the organism in Eukaryota, Fungi, Ascomycota, Eurotiomycetes, Eurotiales, Aspergillaceae. Gene Ontology annotation, molecular function: protein dimerization activity. The record is from RefSeq and is a predicted model, not a curated record.